GUGAAUCUGCGUUCAACUGGAAACCACUCUUCCAGCCUUGGCACCAAAGUGGCGCACCACGACAUGCACAGCUAAACGAGGAGUGCGCCUUUGAAGAUGCUUGAUCGCCAAUCAGCGAUUUCUGGUUAAGUGACAAGCCUGCUGUCGAAUCACCACCAUGAUAGCCACAGGUGGUCUACUGCGCAUGAAUCGGCGCCAGGACUCCCUCCGCUCCAAAAACCGGGCGGAAAACAAAAGGAAGCGGAAAUCCAGGAAAAAGAAGAAGAAUGACAUAGUCGUGGUGAAAGGGAAGCUCAAUCUGUGCUCCCCGGCCGGUUUUGUGGCUGGUGUUGGAGUUGUAGUUCUUAUGGUUGGGAUUUCCAUGGCUGUGCUGGGCUACUGGCCAAGCCAGAACCAGCAGCAGUACCAGGAACGUCGCAGAACUGGAGUAUACCACACCAAUAGAAUGAGCUUCUCCAAAGGUCAGCCAGUUUCCACCAACUUGACCAGUGGUAAACCUGUGUUCAGCCAGGCAGAGGUGUUAAACCAGAGCCAUUCCAACAGCAGUACACCCUCCCGCAACUGUGGCUUCCUGUGUGACUUCCUGGAUAACUACCUGUACUCGGACAAUCUGAAAGUCUUUGGACCACUGGUGAUGGGAAUUGGCAUUUUUCUCUUCAUCUGCGCUAAUGCAGUCCUCCAUGAGAACCGGGACAAGAAAACCAAAAUUAUUAACCUGAGGGAUAUCUACUCCACUGUUAUAGACCUGCACAGCAUACGGUCCAAGGAGUACUCGCCUCUAAAUGGUUUGGUGAAUUACACCCAGGCAAGGAAUGCUGAAGGCCCGUCUGGGUCUUUCCCUGCAAGUGGGAUGCUAACUCGCAGCUCAUGGCCCUCUACUGGACUCGGCGUCCAUGGUGAGUUAGUCGUUGAUGAGGUGUUAAGACGCCCGUCAUUGGCCAGCAGACCUCGAAGCUGGUCAAGAGAUGUCCAGACCUUUACGGAUACUGUCUACAGCAUCUACAGGGACUACAGCAACAACACCGAGCAGGCCCCACAACCCCGACAGUGGGAGACCACCUCCAUCGUAACGUCUUCUGUGAACGCUUUCACCCUCCCUGUGAUCAAACUGAACAACUGUGAGGUGGAGGAGUCUGAGAGGGUCAAGUCAGAGAGACACUCAGAGGAAGAGGUCAUUAUUGAGGCAGCUGCUGCAACUAUUAGUGAGGAAGGACAACCCAGCAGCAGCCAGAAGGACUGGAUGGAUGCAAAGGAGAAGGACGCUUCGACGGUGGAUUCCCCCCCACCUCAUCAGAGCCAUGAGGAAACAACCAUAGACAUAGCUGACCAACAGGGGGAGCCACAGGCUCAGCCCCAACCACAGUGGACCCAGCUGUUUCCUCCAUCACCUGUUGCCAGGGCGAUGGGGUCACGGCUGUCUCUCAACUCCCUCACGGAUCAGCCCAGGUCUGUACGGCGCUGCAGCCUGUCUGUGACUGUGUGUCGUCAAGGCGACAGAGGCAGGCGCUUCAGCUGCCCUCGUCUGGAGCGCUCCAACAGUAAGGGCUACAUCAAACUGGCUGAUCUGGGGGGAGAGUCCUUCGAAGCCCCAGACACAGACCCUUCUUUAAUGGCCACAGAACAUGAAGUAGCAACAGACACAGCAGCAGCUUCGAUGGUACCAGUGGAAGUAGCUCAGGGAGAGGACAAUGCAGUGACAUCGUGUACCUCUGCAGAAUCUUAGACUCCUAUUUUUGCUGAUGAGCCUCUAAAACUCUUUGAUGUCUUAUUCUUCUGUUCCUACCUUCUUGUCUAUGUGAAGCUGGCCAUUACAGAGGCAAGGAAACGUGGAGAGUAAGCAGCUAAGGACUAUUGAAACAUAGCCAUGAACAAUCAAGAGCCAAGCUCUUUAUAAACACCACAACCACCGCUCAAACUUCAGAUGUAAUUUUUCUAUUUUUUCAAUGUAGCAAGAGCAAUACUAAAGACUUGUAAGAAGAUUUAGAAGAGAUUUGUAUGAAAAAAAAUAAAAUCUGAUGAGAUAAGACUUUACUUUUCUUUUGUAUGAAGGCAAACAUUGUAGCUUGUAGAAUUGCCAAAACCGUCACUGAGACCUGCUGUCUGACAUGUUGUACUGUAGCAUCGACACAUGCCACAGAAAACUAAAUAGUCUAGUUUUGUUUCUCUACAUUGUUAUGUGAAUAGCACGUGAAAAAGGUGAACUGAAUUGAAUCUCAGGUAGAGUUUGGUUUAGGAACAGGUCCUUGAGGACAAGGUCUCCCCUCUGUGCACACUUGUUUAUAUGAAGCAUUUAUGGUUGAAUAAACUUGCCUGUAACACCUUC
Messenger RNA from Labrus bergylta (ballan wrasse), 2323 nucleotides. RefSeq names its product transmembrane protein 200A. NCBI's taxonomy places the organism in Eukaryota, Metazoa, Chordata, Actinopteri, Labriformes, Labridae. The record is from RefSeq and is a predicted model, not a curated record.